AUGCAUGGUAUGAUUAAUCUUCACCCUAGCAGAGAAUUCUGGGAAAGCAGUUUGGAAACUCAUGUAGAUCAUUGGUUCAAUAGUUUUAGAAAUGAAGAAAUACGUAAAAAUUGGCUUUAUUCUCUCUCAGGUAGGCAAUUAAAUGUCAUUUUCCAACACCGCUUUCAAGAUAAGCUAAACGGUCAAUUAUUUGCUGAUAAUUCCCUUCAGAAACAUGAUGAUAUUUCAGUUCAACAACAACGUAAAAUGCUUAUAGACUGCUCAGAGCUUCUAUUGCAUUACUAUUUACUCAGUCAUUUUAGUCACUUAAAGCUUGAGUCUGCUGUUGUUGAAGUAGCAAGCUCUAAGUUAAAUAAAGAGUUAAUUAAAAAGUUUCUGUGUAAAGAUAAUAAGUAUGAUAAAAAAUCCCUUAUCUUCAUUUUAUUUCAUACUAAUCCAGAGUUCAUCAAGGAUGUUUUUCACUUUGAUAAAGUACAAAAGAAAGGUUUUUCAUCUUUUAUUUUGCAAGAUUCUCCAAGACAAAUGAAAGUUCCUUUUAAAAGUUUUCUAUCAAAAGAAAUUGUUCAUGAAUUGCUGCAAGAAUAUGACUCUGAGAAAGGUGAUGGUUUUGAAACUGAGCUACGAGGCUUUUUCUAUCAUAAAAACCGUAUCUAUGUAUUCAUACGUCGUGCUAGUGAUAAAGAUUUGCUUUUUAAUUCAAACCGUAUUAUUCAUGGGUAUAGACCGGAUUGGAUUCUCCUUGACUUUUCAUUACAUGGUAACCAAGUAAACAUAUCUUCUAAAAACCUCAACGAAAUCAUAAAAAUAGCCAAUAGUAUUACAAGUAGAUAUUUUGAAGCUGAGUGUUUGUUUAUUAGCAUGAAAGAUCACAAUAGCAUACUUCUUAUAGCAGCAUUUUUGCAGUCUUCUAUAGAAGGUGCUGAUCCUAACGUUUGCUCAUUUGAGGUAAAAUUUCGUUCAACUUAUCUCAAAAAAGAUACUUUUUUAGUUAUAGCAACAAACCCUGUUAAUUCUAUUUCUCAGGAAUUACAAAUACUAAAAUUAAAGCUUCAGCAAGAUAAUUCAUUUGUUGAAUCUAUUCGUAUUAUAUUUCAAGAGAAGAAAGUUACUCUGUUUUUUAAGAAGAAUCAACAUGAUCCAAGUUAUAUUACCGUCUACUACUCAGAACACGUACUCAACAAAGAAGAACGUGAAAAUUUUAAGUUAUUAAUGAAGGAAAACUAUGGUCUUACAAUUCUCCCGAAAGCAAGUUGCUGCAGAUAUUCUGGGAUCCACUGACUCUUGGAUUAAUCCAAAAAAUGAUUAUUUAGAAACAGCAGUAUAUUUGGCUGAACUUGGUUUUAUUAGAUUAAAGGAAGUUUAUUUUGUUAUCUGUGCCCGUGAAGAAGACCAUUUAGAUUGGCCACAUGUAUUCUAUCCAGAUUGUAGUAAUGAAAUCCCCAUUAGUCCAGAUUUUGAUGAAGAGUGCGAUGAUAUGCUUUGUGAGGAUUGUUGCCGUUACAUUUUGCCCAAUACCCAUCAAAAGAAAAGAUUUCAUCUUCUAUCAACUGAUCUUGAUUUAAAAAAAAUUGUAGAUUGGUUUGAAAAUUUACUACGUAUCUCGCAAUUAAUCUGGAGAAAAGCUGCAGAAGGAGUUUAUCACGUCAGUAGUCAGGACAGUAUCGUAAAUCUUGUUGUUCUUGAUUUUUGCACUGAUGCAGUACACCUAACUAUAGAUAAACUUAGAAUUCAGCCAACAGUCUUAAUUACUGUGAGAGAAAACGUACCAGACUUACCAAUUGCUUUACCUGUUGUAAAAAUGACCGAUCUUUUUUGUGAGUGUAGAACAUUAGAUGAAGUGCUUUUUGAAGCAGUGGAAAAAGGAAUACCAAAAUUAAUUUUCAAUGCCUCUCAGCAAAUUCUUCCUAUUGUUCCACUACGAGAAACAAAACCUGAACUACCAAAACAACCUCUACAUCUACAGUUUACUGGUGGUGUAGUUUAUAUUAAUAACAUUGAAGUAGUGAAUAAACGAGCUAAACUAUGCAUCAGUAUUUUUGAUGUUUUAUUUCAGCAGUUUCUUCAUGAUUUUAGUAAUGAUGUGCCAAAAGAAGAGCAUAAACCACUUAGCAUUGAAAAAAUAGCAGAUCUGUUGAAUUUUCAUUCAGAAAUUACAGAUUUAGAACAACAGAUAAGGAAUCCUAUCAAUAAAAUGCAAAGAACAAUGAAAGAAAAACUAGCCAACCAAUUAGGAUUAAGCAUCAAACGUGAUGAUGUUAUUCAAACUAUUGGUUGGCCAGAAUUAGCUUGCAAAGAAUAUGGUUACCGUCUUAAUCCCUUUACACUGGUAUUAAAAAAGUGA
Messenger RNA from Cinara cedri, 2341 nucleotides. NCBI's taxonomy places the organism in Eukaryota, Metazoa, Arthropoda, Insecta, Hemiptera, Aphididae. The record is from the annotation of a GenBank genome assembly.